This is a messenger RNA of Naumovozyma dairenensis CBS 421, 711 nucleotides long. It is a transcript of the gene SRL1, whose product is annotated as Srl1p. The coding region runs from base 1 to 711 and encodes 236 amino acids. The record is from RefSeq and is a predicted model, not a curated record. The transcript has a single exon. NCBI's taxonomy places the organism in Eukaryota, Fungi, Ascomycota, Saccharomycetes, Saccharomycetales, Saccharomycetaceae.
AUGUUGUUCCAAAAAUCCGUCUUAUUCGGUCUAUUGACCUCAGCUGCCUCUGCGUUGUACAGCAACCAAACUGCUCAAAUUGAUGCAGUCGCACAAACUACCACUUUAGCUCCAUCAUUCUCUCUACAACCAAUUGAGAACACCAUGACUUAUGCUGAUGAAACCACCACUUUCUUUAUCACUUCUACUUCGUACAAGACAAUCUGGUUGACUUCUGCUUCCUCCACAAUCGCUCCUGUUGGCGCUACCACGACCACUUCUGUUGGCGCUGCCGUUGCUGUUGCCGCUGAACAGAAGGAUGCAGCUGCUUCAAACGUCGUUGAACAAACUACUACUUUCACUGAAACUGAAACCUCUACCACCAUCACCAAGACUUCAACUGUUUUUGUCACUUUAGGUGGUAACGGCGCCAGUGUCACUGCCACCAUCGGUUCAUCAUCUCCAAUUGUUACUGAUGAUUCCUUCUCACCAUUAAAGAACAACAACAAAAAUGCAAACGAUUUAGAAGCACUCCCCUCUUCAUCUUCAUCGAAUAUUUCUGCUGCAUUCAACGCUUGUGUUCCAAUCACUAAAUACAUCACUGUUUCAGCUUCUCCUGAAAUUAGAUAUGUCACUGUCACAGCUCAACCAUCAUCUGUCAACUCCAACGUUCCAAGAUUCAAUUCAUCUAACCCUACUUUCAAAUGGUCUAACACCACCACAACUAUUUAA